This is a messenger RNA of Rhipicephalus sanguineus (brown dog tick), 1723 nucleotides long. Its product is annotated as tigger transposable element-derived protein 6. Lineage: Eukaryota; Metazoa; Arthropoda; Arachnida; Ixodida; Ixodidae. The record is from RefSeq and is a predicted model, not a curated record. The transcript is spliced from 2 exons. Gene Ontology annotation, molecular function: DNA binding. Bases 135 to 1232 code for a protein of 365 amino acids. Gene Ontology annotation, cellular component: nucleus.
UUCGUUUUGACUUUGCGGCGCCGGCGGCACUUGCUGUUUGAACUUUGUUUUUGUCUGUUAUUGCGGAAAGAUAUGACUUCACUUGGAAAACUGUUUACCCCAGAGCUGUAGCUUUCGUCGAAGUCGGCUUCGCAAUGAAUAUAGCGUACGAUGUUACUUCUGAAGCGUGUUCCGGAGAUGACGAACCGUGCUCAAGCGAGCGCAGUCCGUACCAAAAGCGCAAGCGUACGACGCUUACGGCGGGAGAAAAACGUGAAGUAUGCCUGUGGAAACGCGAUCACCCGCGGUCUACUCUGCACGAUGUCAUGCUUUGGUGCCGCAUUAACCUUGGGACGGACAUCGGCAAGAGCUCCGUGUCCCGCAUUUUGCAGGAGAGCGACAAAUGGAUCAGCACGACGCCGGAUGCUGUCAACUCGACCGACUCGAGAAAUUCGCUUGGGGCCGAUAUGGAAAAGUCCCUCUUCACGUGGCUCCAAGAUGCGCGCUCCCGUGGAGCCUACGUAAGCGAUGCGAUGAUCGCUGAAAAGGCCCGCGCUCUUGGAAAGCACCUCAAAAUGCCUGAUGAUUUCCGCUAUUCAAGAGGUUGGCUGCAUCGUUUCAAGACAAGGCACGGGAUCUGUAAUAACAGACCAGAUGGAAGCAGCUCACCUAAGUCUGCUAACUGCAAGGAUGCAUCCAAAGAGUUGCCAGGUAGCACCAGCCAUUCUCAGCUGCACACACUUCUUGCAGACUACACCCUGAACAAUAUCUAUCACAUGCAAGAGAUGGUUCUCUCCUACGCUGCAUUGCCAGCAAAAGGAAGUUCACGAGAGAAGCAGCGAUGCAAUAAACAGAGGCUUUCAGUUGGACUGCUUUACAACCUAUCAGGUUCACAUCGCUGGAGACCCAUUGUUGUCGGCGGCGCAAAGCGGCCCCACAGUUUUGGAACCCUUUUCAAUCCUGACAUAUAUUGCGACUACAGCUGCGAGCCAGGAAUGCGCCUGUCUGCAAGCAUUCUCAUCUCACAGCUGAAGAGUUUGGAUGCAAACCUGUGCAAGGAGAAACGUCGUGCCGUCAUGUUAAUUGACGAAGCGAGGACCGAUGUUUUCAGUGAUGUGAACUUCUGUAACCUGCAGGUGCACUUCUUACCUUCGCAGUGUGUCUCUGGUAUUGCAACUAGGGGUAACUCUGUAAUUCACGGCGUGAAAGCACUAUACCGGAGAGACCUUUGUGCUGCACAGUGCUAUGUGUAAGGAUGCUGAACUGAAGACUGAAAUCAGUGUUCGCUGGGCACUUCGAACGCUCUCACAAGCGUGGAUGUCUCUUCCAUCUCAAGUUAUCACAGACUUUUGGGGCCAAACAGGCCUUCUACCAUUCCACCAACCAGAGGGAACAGCUAAUGACACAUAUCAGUGCUUAGUUCAGGAACUGCAGGAACUCUUGGACAAGGUUUACCCUCGUACGGCUGGUGCUGAAGCAUAUAUAAGUGUUGAUGAUUGUGAUUACGAGGAUGGGAGCCUGCUCACAGCCUUCCACGAGCAGCCAGAAUCAUUUGCCUCAAUUCUGGAACCAAACCACAUUGAUGCUUGGAGGAGUCUGCACACACUGAUCACGUAUCUCGAACAAGGUGGAGACACGAGUGCUGUACGAGAGCUCUCCAAGUUAGAGAGGAAAUUGAAUGAGAAGGUUCUGAAGUAGAGUUCAAAGCCAUAAGUGGUUUUCACAUUAAAUAUUUUUAAUUGUA